Portunus trituberculatus (swimming crab) is the source of this 5461-nucleotide messenger RNA. Its product is annotated as microtubule-associated protein futsch-like. The record is from RefSeq and is a predicted model, not a curated record. Bases 404 to 5320 code for a protein of 1638 amino acids. The transcript has 15 exons. NCBI's taxonomy places the organism in Eukaryota, Metazoa, Arthropoda, Malacostraca, Decapoda, Portunidae.
AGAAGAGAAAAGAAGGGGAGAAAAACUAGAAGCGGAGAGGAGAGUGCGCCGAGCUGACCAUGAGAGAGCGAAGAUAGAUGAGAAGAGAAAGAGCGCUAGAGAAAAGACACCAGGAGGAGAGAAGAAGAGAACACCACAGGAGGAGGAGAAGAGGAGAUCCCUGGAAGAUAAAGAGAGAAGGGAAAGGAGGAGACUAGCGGAGAGGGAGAAUAGGAGAAGUGCGGAGAAGGAGAGGAGACGCAGUAAGGAGAAAAGCGCCAGUCCGGAGAAGAGAAAUAAGGAAGAGAACAGGAAGAAGAGAGAGAGAAGUCAGGAUAAGGAUAAUGUGAGCCGCGCCAUUCCUUUGGGGAAGAGAAUAAGCACCAGCAGUAGCACCAGCAGCACCAGCGGGGGGAACAGCAGAAUGGUGCAACAGAAGGGCAGUAGCAAUGGUGACGGGGAGGAAGGAGCACCAGGAAGAGCGGAGUUAGAAAGACGAGAGCGCAUUCAGAGGUAUAAGGAUGAACGGCGGAAGCAGAUGGCGGCCAGGUACGGCCAGGUGGAGUGGUCAUCCUCAGAGGAAAGCGGCGCAGGGGAGGAGACCUAUUCAGCCUACAGGAGGAGGCGCCGCAGGGGAGGCCGAGACACAAACACGUCAUCCAACACCGAUCUAUCCACCCACGAGGCCCCCAGGCUUCAGGAGAACGGAUCGCCGCCGGAGGGUCGUGGGCGGCGUGUCGUGGGCGGCUCAUCCUCGGAAGACGUGGUGGUGAGUGCUGGCGUAGGCGUGAGGUCAACCCGCACAUCACGUCUUCGUCAGGCCGCCCUCGCCUCCUCCUCCACCACGAACAACAACAACAACAAUAACAACAACAACUACAACAGUGCCAGCAGCAACAACAAUAAUAACAACAUAUAUGCAGAGGGUGUGGGUGAGAGAGGCCGCGGCGAGGCGUCCCCCGACCUGGCGCCCCUCAAGAGGCUCCCGGACCAGGCGGAGGGGAGGAUGUGCGUGGACUCGGCGGACUCGCCCCUGAGCGGCAGCGACGGGAGAGGAGGGCGGCGGCACGCGGGCAGCUCGGACAAGGACAAAUCUCAUAAGAGGAAGUCCAACCUGAACCGGAGCACCACCAGCGAGGUCCUGCCGCCCACCUCUGACCCUCUCCCCGCGGCGCAACACAACGACAGCAACGAGGACACGCCGAGGCGAAGGCGGCGUCGAGGGCCUUUGUCACCAGUGGGCGGCGGCGGCGGCCUCUCGGUAUCGGGAGCCGAGCCUCUCAAGACGCCGGAGGUGGUGCGUCAUGUGGUGUCGCGCCUCACACCCCCAGUCACCGCGCCCACGCAGCCCUCGGCCCUCUCCAGCAGCCAGCAGCCGUCCCUGCAAUCCUCCGCCCCAGCCCACACCUUCCAGCCCAUCCAGCCCGCCGCGAUCCCAGACUCCACGCACUCGGCGCCAUCCACCCUCGACUCCCGCGCCAGGCAUGCACAAGAUUGCGGCAGUCGUCGCUUGAGUGGGUCGCUAGGCAACGAGACAGAGGAAGGCGUGCGUAAGGUGCCACCUAAGUUGGCGCCGCUGAAGAAGCCCGACAUCCCUGAUGUUUUACGUCCCAAGGACGCCACAAGUCUCGCCUCGCCCGGGGUAGUGAACACCCCGCCCAGCUCCAGACCUUCCUCCGUGGUAUUUGACAAGCCACCGCUUGGACCCGAGGGACAGCGCCCAGUCACCCUCCGCACCUCCCUCAGGAAACCCACAGACAUCGGUACGUGUUUUAUGGCAGCUCGGCGGGAAAAGCGUGACGAUUCGAAGCCUGAAAACGUUUUCCGCGACCAGCUGCAGCGACCCAAGAAGGGAGACAGAUUGUCUCAGUCAGACAUGAAUCUGAAAAUAGAAAGUAGCUUCUCCGGGAAGCAGGACGAUCUUCUCUCCCCCGGCAGCUCAGACUUAGAAGUCGCUUGCAUCUCCGCCUCAUCCCUCACCACCGCCACGUCCUCCCCUGCUCUCGGCAGCGAGGAAGUCAUGAGCAGCCGUCUGGAGGCGCUCACGGCUAGGGCAAAGGAGACUAUGGAGCGAGCGGACCGCCUGGGUAAGGACAGCACCCCGCCGCCUCCCGAGAGCAGCCCUCCGGAAGACAGCGCCGACAGCAUGGUGCACGAGUGUGAGCAAUACCUCACGGUGAACGCCGGCCGGAAAGAAUUGAGUGGGGGCGUGAGGCCACGGGAGGUGGUUUCCAGUGAAGCGCGCAGUGAUAAUAUACAGUCCCCGACAGUCAAGAAGGGAGUUAUUUCAGACACGGGUCAGAAAAACUGGGUCGGGGGCUCUGAAGGACGUGGUAAAGAAAGUAAGCGGUUGGCUAUGGAGAAAGAAGUGAAUAAGGAAAUGAAGCGAGAGCCUAGCCAAGCAGCAGAACCACUGAAGAUGACUGCUGCCUCCGCUGUGCCUUCAGGGCCCCCGGACCUUGCAACGUUAGGAAGUGAUAACUUGAGCCCCCCGCCAGAAGAAGUGGUGCACGGCCUCCGUCACGUGGGCUACGCUGAUGAGGACGUUGGCUCUCCUGAGUCUGUUCAGAUGAGGAGUCCCGACCAUCGCAGCAGCAGCAGCAGCAGCGGUAGCAAGCGAAGUUCUCGACGCUGUUCACUCGACGGAGACACGCCCCAGGCAGUUUCUCCCGAUCCCCAGUCCAUCCUGAAGCGGCGCUCGUCCCGGGAGGACGUGACUGUAGAGCGACCCACCACGCCGGAGCCUCACAGCAUACUGAAGCGGAAGACCAGCUCCCGCACGUCCAGCAUAGACAUCGUGGAGGGGGAGCCGAGACCCAUCUUGAAGAAGAAGAGCAGUGUGGAGGAACUGGACCACUUUGAGCCAAGACCGAUCCUCAAGAAGAAGUCGUCUACGGACGACGAGCUGGAUGACCGACCGCGCUCCAUCCUGAAGGGAGGACGCAGCAGAGAGGACCUCGACCUCACAGAAGGCUUUGUGUCGCCUAACCCCAUUUUGAAGCGGUCUCCCCGUUGUGAUAGCGAGGGGGAAGGGGAGCUGCGGCCCAUCCUUAAAAGGAGGGACACAACUGACGGUGUUCGCCUCCGACUCCACGUGUCUGACGGCGAGGACGUGGAGGGUGAAGUGCCUAGUGUGAGAGUAAGGAGUGACUCUGCGCCCGAGGCUGUGAUACGUUUAAGAGGGCACUCUCCUCCUGCAUUGUCGGCCACGCCCUCGCAUGGCAUCCUGAAGAAGCGCGGCGCACAUUCCCCAGGACGUUUCGACCAGAUGGACAGCGAACUGGGCGCCAUCCUGCGUUCCCGGAGGACGCAGGGUGUCAGUGAUGCAGACAGUGAUAGUGAAGCAACGAAUCGUCCCCAGAGCCCCUCCCUCCUGGCGCUGACCAAGCGCGAGGAGUCCUCCAGCAGGUCCGGUGAACGGCCUCUCAGUGUGGCUGAGCGGGUGGCAGGCAUGGAGGCUGCCCGCCAGGAACCCCCGCCCCCCGCCGCAUGCCGCUCACCCACCCCCACGCGUAGCCCAGGCGCGCGGCCCAAGCAAACGCCGUCCUUCCUUGACCGCCCCCCCACGCCCACCGAGAAGGGGAGAGAUAAUCGAAGAAACAGUGCCUUCGCGCUGGUGGCAGAGCCGUCUCCAGGUGACGGUACGGAGGCCAUCAAUGAGGCUUUCUUGGACCGUCCAGUGACCGAGGCCUACAACAGUGCCAUAUUCCCCAACGAUGAUGCCGCCCCCACCACGCCCUCUGUGGUGUCGCAGAAAGCUGCCUUCUUUGCCCAGUUGGAGCGUGAACAAAAGACUUCCCCAGACACGUCCCCAUCCAGGCCAGGCCACACCAGCCGCUUCAGCAGCCGCCGGGACAGAGGCACCAGGCAUGCAACCCAACCAGUCACAGAAGAAGAAGUCAAUCAGGCUUCCAGGUUGGCUGAGGCCUCAGACUCCGCCUCCCAUGACUCAGAUUCGGCAGCGCCCCGCCGAGAAUCAUUGCCUUGGAAGAGCAGCACACCGCAAGACACUAGUGGCACUCAAAGCAGCACAAACAAGACUGGCACCAGUAACAGUGUGGGUGCCAGAGUGGCCCUGUGGACAAAGAGACUUGAGGAGGAACGUUCUCCCGUCCCUCCUCUCGAUGGAGCUCAGAGUGUGCGCCGCAGGACUCGGGCCACACGCUUCAAGACACAGCCAGUGACCAUGGAGGAAGUGGCCCAUGCUCAUGCCCUAAACAGCCAGGUCAUCCGCACCCACUCAGGAUCCCUUGAGGAACAGGAAAUAGCGAGUGGCUUCCGGGCGGCCCGUGAGGCUGUCCUGAGGAAUUCAGCCGAAGUGAUGCAGGGCCUCACUCCCGGCUCCUCCCCAAGGCGACGCUCCAGCAGCAGGAAAACAUCCGUCAACGAGCCUGAAGAGGACUUGUCAUUAGAUCCUGUCAGGGGAAUCUUGAAGCGGGACGGAUCAGGAGGCUCUCGGGAGGUGCCACGUGACAGUCCCCGCUCCAUCCUCAAGCACUUCUCAGACGCCCGCCGUUCUUCCUUCUCUGAGUCAGAACACCCACGCGGCAUCCUUAAGUCAGAGAGUCCCCUGCCGCCACCCAUCGGCUCCCCAGAACACGAGGCCAAGCUCCUCAGAGGAGUGCUGAAGAAGGACUCUAGUUUGGAGGACUCUAAGGAAAUAAAGUCCAUCCUAAAGCCUGAGUCCCAAUCCCUGGAGCGUGACCACUCCUCUGACUCCUCUUCAGACGACGUGACGCUCACCACCGGCAACGCUGCUCAAGGUCCGGAGUGUGACAUUGCCGACUCCAUCCGAGACAUCGACCCAGUGCGGCACAAGGAUGACCAGUACAAGGGUGAUGUGCCCCACAAGGCUGACCCCUACAAGACCGAGCACCACCGCGCUGACCUCGCUGAGGCACUGAGGCACGUUGAGCCCAUCAAGUCCAGGGACGACCUUGCUGAGGCUCUGAGACAGAUUGAGCCCAUCCAUUCCAAGGAGAGGAGCAGAGAACGAGAAGACCGAGGGAGGGAAGAAAGCCUGUCAGUCAGCGUUCGAGAGUUUUCCUCCACGUCCAAAGUCACCACCACCAUGGGGACUAUGGUGGCCACUGCCUCCGUGCCACCUCAGGCCCCGGCCGUCACCAAUUCCUCAUCGUCCACGUCCGAGAACGAGCUGAAGAUUAUCAAGAAUGAGGCGAUAAUGAGGCGGAAGACCAACCAUGCCAGAAAGUACGACGAGAGGCGGAGCAUGGUGGAGCUACGGAGCAUUGAGAGGGCAACAGAUGUCUCCUCCUCGCCCACCAAGAUGCUAGUGAAUCCUCCUCUUCCUCCUCCUCGGAGUCCUCAGAGGGGCAGGUGAAGACGUCCACCACCACCGCCACCACUACCACCACCACCAGGUCCUACAUCGGCUCAGACAUGGACGCCUCCCAGAUCCUACGUCAGAGUCCUAUCUUCAGAAACAAAACGUCUUCACCCUCACCUGAGCAAGGAAUUGGAG